This is a messenger RNA of Striga hermonthica, 2940 nucleotides long. The record is from the annotation of a GenBank genome assembly. Lineage: Eukaryota; Viridiplantae; Streptophyta; Magnoliopsida; Lamiales; Orobanchaceae.
AUGACCCGAGCCGUCCGAGACCGAAUACUCAAAGAUGUGAACGGGAAUAUCCAUGACCAUCUACGCAACCACAUACACCUAACAAACUGCAUCCACUUAAAGAACCACAUGCACAAGAAGCACAGUCCCAUCGUUGCCGAUCGAGCCCUUAUGCGGGACCUCAUUUUCCUUCAGCGAUCGAGAUCCUUACGGGACCCUUCCGCGAGCCCGCAUUCUCCUAAGAUGGCCGGAAAAAACGAGCCGGUCACCGGAAGUAGAGGAUCUUCCGGUGACCGGAAUCCGAGAAUGUCCGGAACUUCCCCUCAACAGCUCAGCAAAGACAAGAGUUUUAAGACAGAAGAUGAGAGCGACCAUGCGGCUUUGUCCUGUAAUCACAAAAAUCAAGCUGGAAUCGAAAAAUAUUCCGAGGAAGGUCGAAAUAAUAUUAAUAGACCGAAAAGGCGGAGGUUUAGAGGCUCGAGAAGGCCUCGUGCUGCUCCUUCGGUUGAUAAACGGGAUAUUAGUAGGGAGCCACAGAACGAGAUGUCAACGGUGGCCUCUAACUCGUUUGCCCAAGGUGAAAAUCACGAUAAUAAUCUCAACGGGUGUGGAAAAAUCCCUUGGAAUUGGUCGAGAAUUCACGACAGAGGAAAAUCGAUACUCGAUAUGGCCGGGAGGAGUCUCUCUUGUGGCAUGUCCGAGACGAGGUUAAGGAAAGAAUAUGGCUCGAAUAUGCUCGAAAUUUCACAACACUCGAGCUCGUCCUCCACGAAAAAAUCUGACGGUCAAGAGGCAUUGCCAUUGUUGCUCGACGGAUCUCAGGGGAGUGGUGGUGAUCGUGGGGCCGCCACCUGGUUUCACAAUUACUCGGGCGAAUUAGGCCUUUAUGCUGAUAAUCUGCUCAAUAAGAAUGAGAUUGACUCGGAUCUUGCAUCCGAUGAUAAUCUGCUCAAGAAGUACAAUAAUGGGAGGCAUCAAAAUAUCACUCAGAAGUACAUGCCGAGGACUUUUCGGGAUUUGGUGGGCCAGAAUUUAGUCGUGCAGGCUCUUUCGAACGCUAUUAUAAAAAGGAAAAUCGGGCUGAUGUAUCUUUUCCACGGGCCCCACGGGACGGGGAAAACUUCAUGCGCGCGUAUAUUCGCCCGAGCUUUGAACUGCCACUCGUUGGAGCACCCGAAGCCCUGCGGGCUGUGCAGCUCGUGUGCGAGGGCUCGAAACGUGAGGGAAAUCGGCCCGGUGAGCAAUGUUGACUUCGAGAGAUUGGUCGAGCUUCUUGAAAAAAUGGUGGCCCCCACCAGGUCUCGGUCUCGAUCUCAGUAUAAGGUGUUGAUAUUCGACGAGUGUGAUACUUUGUCUUCUGAUUGUUGGAGUGCAGUUUUGAAGGCUAUUGAUCGGGCUCCAAGGAGGGUUGUUUUUGUUCUUGUAUGCUCGAGCUUCGAGGCCUUGCCCCACGUGAUAAUAUCCAGGUGCCAGAAAUUCUAUUUCCCAAAGUUGAAGGAGGCGGAUGUAAUUUAUACUUUACAGUGGAUUGCGAGUAAGGAGGGUUUGGAAAUCGAUAAGGAUGCUUUAAAGCUUAUCGCGUUGAGGUCAGAUGGAUCUCUGAGAGAUGCUGAGAUGACUUUGGAACAACUGAGUUUGCUCGGGAAGAGAAUAUCUCUUGGCCUUGUACAGGAAUUGGUUGGGCUUAUAUCAUAUGAGAAGUUAGUGGACCUACUAGAUUUAGCAUUAUCUGCCGACACAGUUAAUACGGUGAAGAAUCUGAGAGAUAUCAUGGAAUCUGGUGUCGAGCCAUUGGCAUUAAUGUCACAGCUUGCAACGGUUAUAACUGAUAUUCUGGCUGGAAGCUAUGAUUUCGCGAAAGAAGGAUCUAGAAGGAAAUUCUUUCGGCGUAAUGCCCUGUCGAAAGAAGAUAUGGAAAAAUUGCGCCAGGCCCUGAAAACACUAUCCGAAGCCGAAAAGCAGCUGAGACUAUCAAAUGACCGUAUAACUUGGCUAACGGCAGCCCUUUUGCAGUUGGCUCCCGAUCAGCAAUACAUUCUCCCAAGCUCCUCUGCCGAAACUAGCUCUCAUCACAGCCCCUCGGGAAAACCGAGGAAAAGCAACGCUGAAAUGUCGAAAGGUACUACUUUUAGUGGAAAUAGACACGAUAGAAGUCGAGUAACUACUAAUGAUCAGUUACCGGGAGUUUUUCGUAAGGAAGAAAUAGAGGAGAUUUGGCUUCAAGUUCUUCAAAAGAUUCAUAUCAAUACUGUGAGAGAGUUUAUGUAUCGUGAAGGAACACUGAUCUCGGUCAGCUAUGGCACAGCUCCCAAUGUGCAGCUGCUUUUUACCUCCCAGCUGACAAAAUCGAAGGCCGAAAAGUUUAGACUGCACGUCUUACAAGCAUUCGAGUCGGUCCUGAAAUCCCCUGUGACCAUUGAGAUCAGAUGCGAACCGAAAACGGGCCCAAGCGCGAGACCCAUCUUGCUACCGGGGGCCCAAAACCCGACCCGCCUGGAUGUGGGCCCCAGCCGUACAGAAAUCGUCGAGCUUGAAGCAUCCCCACAACAAGAGAUCAUCACGAGGGAGAGGAGGGGCAGUAUGGUAAAUUCACGUUCGGGGGAAGGGACAUCGACGAGCCAGAAGAUAUCGUCUUUGUUAGGUGAGGGAAAUCCACCGAGUCUUAGCAUAGUUAGAAGCAAGGUGUCUCUGGCUCACGUGAUUCAGCAUGCAGAGCCGGGAGGAGGUUCGCAGCAGCUCGGUGGCUGGUCAAGGAGGAAAGCGGUCUCGAUUGCCGAGAAGCUCGAGCAGGAAAAUCUGAGAUUAGAACCGAGAUCAAGGAGACUGCUUUGUUGGAACCCGCCAAAAGCUACCAGACGAAAGCUUUCACGUUUGAAAAUCAGAACAAGAAAGCCCCAAGCAUUGAUGAAAUAUGUGUCUUGUGGAAAUUGUCUCUCUGGUGGGUCCCCCAGGACGAGGUAG